GAGGCGACGCAGCUCUCUUAAGUGUGAUUGCGGGAGCACGGCCGCCUUCUCUUCGGAACGGCGCCUCCGAGUUACGAGAAGAAGUGCCCGCGUUCUCGCUGCUUCGCCCCUCCUGCACCCUGCAAGGCACCCCUCAUGAAACACUUCAUUGGCAGGUCGAGGAGCGGCGUCACGCAGAUGUAAAGAAACAAGCGAUGCUGGUUCGCCAACUGGAGGAGGAGCUACGGAUGCGAAUGCGCAACCCGAGCAUCGAGAUGCAGCAGCAGAUGGAGGUGCUGUACGCCGAGAACGAACACCUGACCCGCGAGAUCGCCAUCCUCAGGGAGACCAUCAAGGAGCUGGAGCUGCGGAUAGAGACGCAGAAGCAGACGCUGCAGGCCCGCGACGAGAGCAUCAAGAAGCUGCUGGAGAUGCUGCAGAACAAGGGCGUCGGUGGUAAAAUGCUAGAUGGAGACAGGGAGUCAUUUGAAUCCCUCCAGGCCAGGCUGAUAGAGAGUGAGGAUAAAAUUCGGCACUAUGAGAAUCUUGUGAGGAAUCGAGACCAGGAACUCAGUAAGACUAAGAGACUGGACGAGUUCCGCGCGGAGAUCCAGCGGCGCGACCAGGAGAUCCUGGCCAUGAGCGCCAAGAUGAAGACGCUCGAGGAGCAGCACCAGGACUACCAGAGGCACAUAGCCGUCCUCAAGGAGUCGCUCUGCGCCAAGGAGGAGCACUACAACAUGCUGCAGGCGGAUGUUGAAGAACUCCGACAACGGUUAGAGGAGAAGAACCGGCAUAUAGAGAAGAAGACACAACAGGCGCAGCAGGCGAUACAAGAAAGAAACCGUCUGAACAAUGAACUUAGCGAGUUGAGGGACCACAUGGACAUCAAGGAUCGCAAGAUCAACGUCCUGCAAAGAAAGAUCGAGAACCUGGAGGACCUGCUGAAGGAGAAGGACAACCAGGUGGACAUGGCGCGCGCGCGCCUCACGGCGAUGCAGGCGCACCACUGCUCUUCUGAGGGCGCGCUGUCCAGUCUGGAGGAGGCCAUCGGCGACAAGGAGAAGCAGAUGCAGCAGCUGCGCGAGCAGCGGGACCGCGCCGAGCAGGAGAAGGCCGAGGAGCGCGAGCUGCACGAGCGCGAGCUGGCCGAGUACAAGAUGAAGCUGCACGCGCUCGAGAGCGAGGUGGAGAAGCUGGGCGCGCGGCUGGAGCGCGCGCAGGCCGAGAAGGACCGGCUGGAGGCUAAGCUGGAGAGCUCGCAGUCCGAGCUGGGCAAGUCGAAGGCGGAGCUGGACAAAGCGGCGAGCGAGGCGGGCCGCAGCGGCGCCGACUGGGAGGCGGCCAAGCAGCGGCUGGCGCGCCUCGAGCUGGAGAACGAGCGCCUGCGCCACGACCUGGAGCGCUCGCAGGCCACGUUCGGCCGCAGCACGCUCACCACCUCGCAGGAGCUGGACCGCGUGCAGGAGAAGGCGGAGAAGGCGGCGGCGGAGCUGCGGCGCGCGCAGGCCGAGCUGCGCGUCACGCAGGCCGACAACGAGCGCGCGCGCGCCGAGGCGGCCGCGCUGCAGGAGAAGGUGGAGAAGUCGCAGGGCGAGGUGUACCGGCUCAAGGCGCGCCUCGAGAACGCGCAGGCCGAGCGCGAGAGCCUGCGCGACGAGUACGAGCGCGCGCAGCAGGCGGCCGCGCGCCUGCACGCCGAGCGCGACAAGUCGUCCGCCGAGCUGGAGAAGGCGCGCGAGGAGCUGGAGCGCUCGCAGGCCACGCUGGGCAAGGCGCAGCUGCAGCAGGACAAGCUGCAGAACGCGCUCGACAAGGUGCAGACCGACCUGGACAAGUUGCAGGAGCGCUUCGACAAGUCCCAGGCCGAGGUGCGCCGGCUCCAGAUGGAAAAGGAAAAGCAGAACUACGAUUUUGAAAACGUACAGUCGCAGCUCGAUAAGGCACUAGGCCAAGCGACAAGACUGCAGAAGGAGCGAGAGGCGGUCCAGCUGGAGGUCGACCGGUUAAGGGACAAGUAUGAGAAAGCUCAGAUGUUGAUGGCAAGACUCCAGAAGGAGAAAGACGGGGCCAUUGAAGAAUGUGAAAAGCUCCAAGAAAGGGUUGAGAUCCAACAGGGCCAAAUAUCCAAGGCGCAAAGGGAACGUGAAAAUAUGCAGACAGAGCUGGAUAUGAUCAAGGAAAGAUGGGACAAAGCGCAACAGUUGCAUCAGAAAAUUCAGAUGGAACGAGACGACGCGUUAACGGAAAUUGAAAUAUUGAAAGAUAAGUUGGACAAGUCGCAGACAGUGUCACAGAAAGCGAUGGAGGAAAGAGACAACGCGAACAAAGAGUUCGAACGUAUGCUCGAAAAAUACGAUAGGUCGCAGGGCGAAGUGUACCGAAUGCAGAACAAACUGGAGGCAGCAGAGGCAGAGAAGGACCGACUCGAGAUGGAGGUGGAGAAGGCUCAGCUGUUGGCUACCAAGUCGCGCGAAGAUCAGCGCAAAACACAAGACGAGCUGCAGCGGGUCCAAGAGAUGUACGACCGAGCUGCGCUCCAGCUGGGCCGCACUAAGGAGAAUGAGGAGAAAUUCAAAGAGGAGAUAGACCGCAUGGCUGUCGACCUCGACAUGGUGCGCGAGCGAUACGAAAAGACGCAGAUCGAGAUGCGGCGUCUGCAGAGCGAUCGCGAGAAGUACCAGGGGGACAGUGAGCGCCUCAGUUUCGAACUGGAGCGCGCGCACACGCAGUGCGCAAAGGCACAGGCUGCAAAUGAAAAGAGCCAGGAGGAAAUGGCCCGCCUGCAGGUGGAGCUAGAGAAGAUGUACGACAAGCACGACAAGGCCCAGGCCGAGCUGCGAAAGUCUCAGUCGGAGCUGGAGCGCUACCGUACCGAGGCAGAGCAGCUGCGCGAGGAAGCGGAGCGGUACGCUGCCAGGAUGGGCAAGUACCAGGACACGCAGGAGAGGACCAAGGAGGAGCAGGAUCGCCUCAAGGUCGAAAUAGAGCGGCUGCGGGAUAGGCUCGAGAAGACGAACAGUGAGUUGGAGCGAGCGCGAAAGGCAGAGCAGGAGGCAGUCCGUCUGCGAAUGGAGCUGGAGCGUGCGGAAGGUGUAAGAGGUAAAUACCAAUUCGAACAGGAGAAGUGGGCUGCAGAAACCGGUAGGCUGCAGGCAGAGUGCGAGAAGUUGCGCGAGCGGCUGGACACGAGCCAACUGGAGAUGCAGAGGGCGCUGGUGGCCAACGAGAAGCAGGAGGAGCGCCUACACGAGCUCCAACUCGAGCUGGAGCUCGGCAAGGCCGAGUCGAUGAAAAUGACGGCGACCCAGGAAAAACAGCAGGGCGAGAUAGAGCGGUUGCACAUCGAGUGCGAGAAAGUGCGCGAUCGACACGAGACUCUCCAGAUGCGCUCCGAAGCACUGGAGAAGGAGAACGAGCGGCUGCGCUCCGAAUUGGCGCAGAAGGAGCGCCAGUUGGCGGUGGGCGACAAGAGCCGCACCGAGGUGGAGAGGGCGGGCGCCGCCGAGGUGGACAAGCUCCGCGAGCGGCUGGAGCAGGCGCAGGCCGACCUGUCCAGGGCGCAGCAGCUGCGCGAACACUCCGACGCCGAGGCGCAGCGCCUGGCGCGGGAGCUCGAGAAGUCGCAGCUGCACCUCGGCAAGUACCAGGAGAACAACGAGGCUGCGCGGAUAGAGUUUGAGCGAAUGGCGACGGAGCUCAGUCGUCUGCACGAAAAGCUCGAGAGGGCGCAGGCGGACGCGCAGCGGGCGUCGGACGAGCGUGCUCAGCUGCAGGCGGAGAGGGACGCACUGCAGGCGGACCUGCUCCGUGCGAGAAAGGCCGCCGAUCAGAUGCAGGAGGCGCAGCAGCGCACUCGGCAGGAUGCCGACAGACGUUUGCAGGAGGAUGCCUCCAAGAUGCAGCAGGAGCUCGCACAAGCUGCGAGGGAGAAGGAGAGGUUGAAUUCCGCACUGGAGAAGCGCGAGAAGCAGUCAGAAAGGUUAGAGAAACAGAUGGCGAAAAUGGAGUCCGAGGUGAAACAGCUCACGCUCGAGAGAGACCAGUUAGUGGUGCAACUGGAGAAGUCGCAGGACAUGCUGAUGAACUUCCAGCAGGAGCUGCAACAGUCCGAGUCGGAGCUCAGUCGACUGAAGACCGAGCACCGCAAGGUGGCGCAAGAUGCCGAAUCGCUGGAAGGGAGAGACCGGCAGGUCCAGGAGCUUCAGCAACAACUGCAGAACUUGCAGAGGGAAAGGGACCGAGAGCGGCAGAGGGCGGAGCGGGCGGACCGCCGCCUGCAGGAGCUGGGCUCGCAGGCAGAGUCGGACUCUGGUCAGUGGCGCCGUGCCGUGGAGGCCGAACGGGACAGGGCCGACAGGGCGGAGAGGACUGUGGCCGAACUGCAGAAAAGGGUGCAGGCUGUAGAGAGGCAGAUGAAUGCCCAACAGCAACAGAUGGCCCAAAUGCAACAACAGCAGCAACAACAGGUGCCACCGGCUGCUGCCGAGGAACUGAACAGACUGCGUAAAGAGCUCGAAAAGUCGCAGGCGGAACUGAAGAAUGCGUCUGUUGAGCGAGAACGAUUCCAGGCACAGUUGGAGAUGCUAGUUCAGGAGCUGGAGAAGAACCAGCUGGAUCUUCAAGAAGCGAACAAGAAACUAGCGAAUGGCGCAGCGAGAGCUGGAGAAGAAGCUACCGCCCUUAGAAUGCAAUUAGAAGAGCAGAAGAAACAACUAGAAGAGCAGAGGAGACAAUUAGAGGAGCACAAGAGAGGCUUAGAUAGUAAAAGUAGGCAAUUAGAAGAAAAAGAAAAAUCUAUAGCAGAUGCAGAUCAGAAACUGAAGAAAAGGAAAGAAAAACUUGAUCAGCUGGAGGCACAGCUUCAGAAGGGUGCAGGAGCAAGGGGUGGAAAUGCAGAAAUACAGAAAAGAAUGCUAGAACUAGAACAACAGGUUGAAACUCAUCAAAAGGAGCUGGAGAAAUCCAAAGAAGAUGCACAGCGUUCGCAAGUAGAAAUGGAAAGACUUCUACAGCUUGUCCAAAUGAGUCAAGAAGAACAAAAUGCCAAAGAAAAGACAAUUCGUGAUCUUCAAGAGGCACUGAAGAAUGCCCAAGCAAAACUGAGAAGCCAACAAGCCAGUGCACAAAUGGAAAGGAGAGAAGAGGUGGAAAUGCAGGACAAGGCUGUGGAAACCAUUCUGAACAUCAGCAGCAAAAAUGCUUUGGAAGUUAUGGAAGAUGCUAAAGAAGAAAAGAGUGAUGGUUUUGAUGAUCGAGUGAGUGAAAUUCAAGAACUUAAGGAAGAACUCAAGAAACGUGGGCAAAAGGUGUCUGAACUGGAGAAAGAAAUUGGUACCCUGGAAACUGCUCUUCAGGAGAAUGCAAACAUAGCUGAGCUUGAGGAACUGGUUGUGGUGGUUCGACAGAAAGAUGACAGAAUUGAGGAGCUGGAGGAGGCACUUCGUGAAAGUGUUAGAAUAACUGCAGAAAGGGAGAAGGUGUUACAUCAGGAAUCAACACGUCGGAAACAGAUCAUGGAAAAGGUGGGUAAAUUGGAGCAGCGAUUACUGUCUCUUCAGACAGCACAUGCAUUACGCUGCAGCUCUUGCCGUCCAUUAGUUAGUCGCUUGCAGGAAUUGGAGCAACGACUAGGGUCACUUACAGCUGAAAGGCGGCAGCAUCUGCAGGAUUUGUCACGCAUGAAGCAAGAAGCUCUUGAAGCAGCACUCAGUGAAAAGGAUGCACAUUUAGCCUUACUGGAAGUGUCAGGCAUCAGAACAGCAAGACAAGCAGAAGAGGCAGAGCAAUUACGUGCUGAUCGAAAAAGGCUUAUGGAAAAACUCCGAGAAGAGAAUGAACAGAGUGUUCGGCUGCUGCAAGAGUAUUCCCUGCCAGAUGUAGAGCAGUUCACAUCAUCUGUAACAAAUCUGAUUGAAGCAGAAGAUAAAGAGAAGGAAACCACCUCCAGUAAUCAAAAUGGUCAUUCACAUCAUGAGGAAGAGAUUGAUCAAGACAGUUUGGAACCCUUGAGCCCAGAUUCUACCUUAGGUAUGUGAAAUGUUUUUGGUUAUCAUCGUUCUUCACAAGCAAAGAAGAAGUAGUUUCAAAAAGGUGCUGUGCGUCCCUUAUACCUGAAAAUUUCCAUAUGCAGGAUGUCUGUGCAUAUCUUCUGAAACAAUUUUGUGUCCAAAUCAAGAUAUGAACAUGAAGAUUUCGUAAUAAAAUGUGCUGCACUUAUUUUGCACAAUAAGUUCCUCCCUGUCUAUAAAUGCACUGCCAUUAAUGGCCCACAAACUAUGGGAGUCUAGCCUUCAGCUGACAGGUUGAAUUAAGUGCAUCACAGUUGUUGAAAUGGUGAUAUUCACUCUAAAGACAUUGCUAGCACAUGGUAUGUGUGUAUUUUACAACCGCGUAUUUAGUUAACUGGUGCCGUAACAUUUUGAUACAAACAUGUGAGUGAAGUGUGUGUGAAAUGACAACUAACUACUUUGCAAAACGACUAUUUGUGCUGUGAGUGAGAAAAUGACGUGUGAAGAAAAAAUGAGUUUCUGACAUCUCCUGCUUAUUAUAGCAAUAAUACAUGCAUGCCACUUAAAUGCAGAAAGCAGUGUCUACAAUAUUUUUUAGCCUUGUUACUGUACUGUGAAAAAGGAAAGGAAAUGUGAAAUGUGGGGAGGUGUUGACAAUAAAUAAAGCAACUCACUGAACCAUGUCUUCCUAUGGUGGAGAGUGCUUUAAGAAAGCACAAGCUGGGUAGUGAUUUGGAAGAAUAAAAACACAAGAGAAAGUCAUAUUAAUGUGUUUUUUUUAAUGACUUUCACUUCAAAAUGCCUUCUUUGCUCGGGUAGACUAUUUUCAUUUCUUUUUCAAAAUAACAAUGUGUGUGAUCUGUUUUGAUUUUCAACAUUUAUGUAGAUUUCAUAGUAGUUCUGUAUUUCAGUAGAACUGUUACACAAUGUUAGAUAUCAUUCAAUGAAAUAAAACAGGAAAUUUUCUAGUGCAUGAGAUUUUGUGAAUUAAGUCAUUGCUCUCUCAGUUUUUUUAAUAUCUGAGUGAAAUUAAUUUUAGAAGGAAUGUCAAAUUGCACAAUUUUAUUACUAAAUAUUUCCAACAUAUUGUGUGCUGUAGCCACAUUGAUUAAAUGUAUAGUGACAGAUAAUAGAUAUAAUUUUUCCAACAGAACAAAAAGUGUUCAAAAAUAUUUUUUGUUGAUAAUAGUUGACUGUAUAAAAAUUGAAUAUGCAGUGGCAUGAUUACUGUUGUAGAAUAAAUACUGGCCAUAUUUGAUUGCAUUUUCCCAUAUGAUAAGGCCGAUGCCAAUAUUAUUUAUAAACACCAAAGUAUUUGUGAAAUAAAGAAAUUUCGUUAGCGUCACUACACAACAAAUGUCACUAUGGGAACACUGCAGUCAUUUAUGGAUUGAAUAAAAGUCAUUCUUUGUACAUAUUACUAUAUGACGUUGACUGACUUUAAAGAAAAUCUGUUGUAUGUAAUGUGGCACUAUUUCUUGUAAGUGAAGGUGCAUAAGGUAUAAAAAUGUUAGUGGUCAAGGAAAGAAUGAACUGUGUUCGUGCUUUGAUCAGCAGAGAAAUGUACGGAAAUGUUGUUAACAAGAUAUUCCAGUACUUGCUGAAACUAAUCAAAAGCUGCCUAUAACAUUUAGAGGAAUAUGCUUUUGGCAAGUAAAGUAUGGAUUAUUUCUUUAGAGAAUUAAAUACAUCCGUCUGGGUGGAUUCCCAGAGUUUAAGCAACUCUAUCAGUACUGAACUCCAAAAUGCAAAAAUUUAUUUCAUUGCAACCUAUUCUCUUCCUGUAUAGUGCUUUUUGAACAUUUGAAGUAUGUACUUCUCUAACCUUCCAUGUAGCCAUGUGAGUUUCAAGGUCAUGUAAAAGAUAACUAAGAGGUUUGAACAUGUAUUUAUAUAAAUUUAAAAACUCUGAUAAAAACAAGGGAAUAUCUUUUAAAAUAUGUGAAAAGCUUAAAUUUUGGGAGUCUUGACAUUCAGUGGUAUUAAAUAUUCAUAGAUGGUAAAAUUCAUUUUAAUCUAUAGAAGAAACACUUUAAUGUCACAGCCAUGCAGAAUACUACUUGUUCGUACAGGCUAUCCUGACAUGUAACUAAAGAAUACAUCACAAAACAGUCAAAAUUAAGCUUUGGUCCCUAGAUAAACAUUAAUUUGUAUCUCUAUAGCUGACCAUCCAUUUGUAACAUAUUCAUAUAUGCUCGAUGCAAAAGAAUUGUUGUUGGCUUGUUUGGAAAUCAGUAGGAGUUGGAGUGGCAAGAUUGUCAAAGCUAUACUGCCAUUACCUGUGCCAUUAUAUAAAUAUAACUAUAUUCAUAUGUACUACACUACUUAUUUGAUGGUUGUACCAGUAUUAAUGUUGUAGGAUGAUGGAGCUGCCAAGGUUGUGGAGUGUAUAUUCAGGAAAUGGUUUGUGUGAAAAUAUCUUUUAAUUCCAUAUGACCUUGUGUUGUAUAUGAAAUGUGUGUUCAAGGACAAUUGCUUAAACAGGUAAAUAUGUGAUACUGUAAUGAAUGAGAUUCUUUAGAUUUGAUUUCAAAAAUUUAACAGCUUCAUUGCUGUUUUUAAUCAUAUCUUCCAUUUGUUACAUUCUGUUUCAUUUUAAGAAAACUGUUUCUCUGUCGCCAGCCUUUUAAGGAAAUAUUGUUACAAAAUUUUAAUUACUGUUUCAGUAAACUGAUGAUAAUAUCUGAGGAAUAAGUUGCAAUUUUUUAAUGUUCCAAAGACUGCACUAUUCCAUGUGUAGUAGUAUCUAGAGCCUAAUGGCUAAUUGUAUUUGAUUUUCAAUAUUAUAACAGUAUAAUAUUUUUUUGUAAAGAAUUAAUAUGCAACAAACUCAUUUCAGGAAAUAGUUUUCUACAAAUGAUUUCAUCUUCCAUGUAAUCUUACAAUAUUUUAAAGUUGUAAAGCACAAAUCCGAGUGGGUUUACAAAUGAAGUCCAUGGUUGAAUGUCAUUUUCAGUUGUGUAAAUACAAAUUGACGCUUUAAUGUGGAAAAUGUAAAAUGUAUGUGUAUGUAGAGUUUAAAUUAAUUUCUGUGGCUGUUAAAAGCUCACAACACCAAAUAUCAAUAAGAAUAAUAAUGUAAAUGGUGUGUAAAAGGAACAUCAGAUGUAAAGUUGUUCAGUAGCUUC
Messenger RNA from Schistocerca cancellata (South American locust), 9118 nucleotides. RefSeq names its product centrosome-associated protein CEP250-like. Gene Ontology annotation, biological process: regulation of synaptic plasticity; maintenance of presynaptic active zone structure; neuromuscular synaptic transmission. Lineage: Eukaryota; Metazoa; Arthropoda; Insecta; Orthoptera; Acrididae. Gene Ontology annotation, cellular component: cytoskeleton of presynaptic active zone. The coding region runs from base 195 to 6017 and encodes 1940 amino acids. The transcript is spliced from 19 exons. Gene Ontology annotation, molecular function: structural constituent of presynaptic active zone. The record is from RefSeq and is a predicted model, not a curated record.